AAAGUAACAAUAAUUUAGCUUUAAUGUUUACUCACCAUAACAGAAGCACUCUUAACUUCUGUUCUCUUCAGGUGUUGUCAGAAUCCCUGUCCCCAAGCCCUCCUCAGGAAAUUAGACUCAAGCUGAACAGUAGCUUUGGGGGCUGUCACCGUGGGAAAAGUCAGGCCAUGGAUGGUGGGGGAGAACCUUGCAGCCUGGAAUGAUAAAAUGGAUGCAGUUGUACAAGUGAGUUUGUUUAUCCUUGGAUGGGGGAAGGAAAUGCGGAAGAGUGAUGUAUCAGCAGUUGUUCCAAGUUAAAACGAAAGAGAAAGAUGACUGUCAAAGAAUUUAUGACUAUGAUAAUCAAGACGGCGGGCAAGACAGCUGGACAAGACCUGCAAGCAGAUCCUCUGGGCCCCCAGGGACUGUAGCCCACACCAUGGCAGAUCCUCAGCGCUCUUCAGCCCCCAGGUGCUGGACCGCCUGCACCAACUUCUUGUGCACCCAAAAGGGAAUUCUCCUGUCUGCUGAGAUUAUCUUGUGCCUGGUGAUUCUGACCCUCUUCAGUGCCUCCACGUCAGGAUAUUCCUCUCUGUCGGUGAUUGAAUUGAUCAUUGCUUCUGUCUUCGUUGUCAUGUACGUGUGUGACCUGCCUUCCAAGAUACAAUUCAUUCACUGGCCUUGGAGUGAUUUCUUCCGAUCCUUCACAGCAGCCAUCCUCUACCUGGUCACCUCUAUUGUUGUCCUUGUUGAGAGAGAAAAUCGUUCCAGAAUUGUUGCAGGGGCGCUGGGCCUAUUGGCUACGUGCUUCUUUGGCUAUGAUGCCUACGUCACCUUCCCCUUUUGACAAUAAAGACACACAGC
Messenger RNA from Vicugna pacos (alpaca), 843 nucleotides. Lineage: Eukaryota; Metazoa; Chordata; Mammalia; Artiodactyla; Camelidae. The record is from RefSeq and is a predicted model, not a curated record.